Messenger RNA from Yamadazyma tenuis ATCC 10573, 1005 nucleotides. The record is from RefSeq and is a predicted model, not a curated record. Lineage: Eukaryota; Fungi; Ascomycota; Pichiomycetes; Serinales; Debaryomycetaceae.
AUCUCAAAACGCUUAUUCGAUACGUUUCUCACUAAACACACAUAAGUCAGCAUGUCUGAAUACACGCCAAUUGAGCUGGAUGUGUCGAAUAACAGAGGACCCGCAUACACAGAUACUGCCACUGGAAAUAUGGGAACCGCUCCAUCUAAUACCAGUGAAUGGACGUGGGCUCAGAAACUCAAGGAAUCAUCUCACCCGGUAGCCUUGUUAGCAUUUUUGUUCUUCAGAAUAGCUCCAAUGUUUGUCUAUAUAUUUGGGAAUUUUUUCAUUGGGUUCAUCACCAAAAAGAACCGGUUCAUUUUGCAUUUCAUUGUAUUGAUAUUGCUUGUGACAGCCGAUUUCUGGAACUUAAAGAACAUUUCGGGGAGGCUAUUGGUAGGUUUAAGAUGGUGGAACGAAGUGAGCCAAACGUCCCCAACUUCUGGAGAAUUUGAAAACGUAUGGGUGUUUGAGACAGCCGACCCCAAUAGAUAUAUUAAUCCUAUCGAUUCCAAAGUUUUCUGGUUCUUGUUGUACGGGCAACCGGUUGGAUGGCUAUUAUUGGGAGUAUUAGCGAUCUUAAAGCUUGAAUUCUUAUAUUUAAUCUUGAUCAUCAUUACUAUAACAUUAUCAUUAACGAAUGCCGUGGCCUUCACCAGAUGUGACAAAUUCGGCAACGCCAACAAUGUUGCCACCAGUAUCUUUUCAAAAGCAGCUGGGUCUUUUGUUUCCAGGUUUAAUCCCUUUGGCUAAUGCCUGAAGAUGCUCCGAAGUCUCUUCAUAUGGGUACUGCCAUUUUCUAAACUAGUCGGGUUAUAUUCAAUGUACACUAUUCCAUCACCAUUAUAGAUCAGUGACUCGUCAAGGUCUGUGUAAGUCUUCCUCGUCUUUAUCACCCCUUCACUAACUCUUUUAUCGAAUUCACUUUGGUAUAGAUUGAUAUUCAGACUCCCCAUUACAAGUGUUGGUGGGUCAUCAUGGUGACUAGAAGAUCGUUUUAUAUCCCGUUGGCCGUCAGCAAGAUCA